Messenger RNA from Ostrea edulis (European flat oyster), 1707 nucleotides. Its product is annotated as N-glycosylase/DNA lyase-like. Gene Ontology annotation, biological process: nucleotide-excision repair; base-excision repair, AP site formation; base-excision repair. NCBI's taxonomy places the organism in Eukaryota, Metazoa, Mollusca, Bivalvia, Ostreida, Ostreidae. Gene Ontology annotation, cellular component: nucleus. Gene Ontology annotation, molecular function: 8-oxo-7,8-dihydroguanine DNA N-glycosylase activity; damaged DNA binding. The transcript has 7 exons. Bases 15 to 1259 code for a protein of 414 amino acids. The record is from RefSeq and is a predicted model, not a curated record.
GAAGAUAACUUCCGAUGCCCCCAUUAUUGGAGGGAAAAAUGUCUGCCCCCUUUAGCAGUGGUCGAAUUUUAUGUAAUAUAUCCGAGAUACGGUUAGAUAGGAUUCUUGUUAGUGGUCAGUCAUUCAGAUGGAAAGAAGAAAAGCCAGGAUUUUGGACGGGUGUUUUAUAUGACAGAAUAUGGAAAUUGUGGCAAUCAGAAACUGCAAUCUUUUACCAAAUCUUUGGCAACAGUAAAACACAAUCAGAGUCGGCAAGUGAUAUCGUGAAAACAUCAGGUGCUGUCAAAAGAUCAGAACUAAUCCCCAAAGUCAUAAAGGACUCCGAAUUGAAGGAAAAAAUACUCACAAAUUCAAUAUCAGAAGAAUUAAGAACAUAUGAAAAUAUUUAUGAAGAGUUGAUUAAGGAUUACUUCCAACUAAAUGUAAACAUAGCAACACUAUAUGAAAAAUGGUCAGAACUUGAUUCCAAUUUUCAGUUUAUUUCUGCCAAAUUUGAAGGAAUAAGGAUGUUACGUCAGGAUCCUGUAGAAAAUUUGUUCUCGUUCAUUUGUUCAUCGAAUAAUCAUAUCUCAAGAAUUUCAUCUAUGAUAGAGAAGCUUUGUGAAAAUUAUGGAAGAGCUGUUGGACAGUUAGAUGGGAAGACUUACUUUAGUUUUCCCACAGUUUCUGAGAUGUCUGAUGAAGGAGUCGAGAGUGAGUUACGGAACCUAGGAUUUGGAUAUAGGGCAAAAUAUAUCAAUAAGAGUGCAAGACAGAUUUUGGAUAAAGGGGGCGAGACUUGGCUGAAAUCUUUAAGAGGAAGGCCAUAUGAUGAAGCAAAGAAAGAGUUAAUGACCUUGAAUGGAGUGGGAGCAAAGGUAGCCGACUGUGUCUGUCUGAUGUCUCUAGACAAGACAGAAGCGGUUCCAGUGGACACACAUGUCUGGCAGAUAGCAGCAAGGGGAUACAUGCCAAGGCUCUCUAAAUGCAAAUCUCUGACAGAUAAACUCUACAAUGAAAUAGGAGACCAUUUUAGGACCCUCUGGGGGCCUUAUGCUGGUUGGGCACAAGCUGUGCUUUUCACUGCAGAUUUGAAGCAAUUCAAAGAGAAAGAUGCAUCUCCUUCAAACAACCAAGCAGAGAAACCAGAAAUUGGUACAAAAACUGAAAACUCUGCAAAAAAGAGAAAGGCUACAGCAUCGAAAUCUGAAGGAAACAGUGUGGAGAAUUGUCUGGGAAAAGCAAUCACAGCUCGAAAGAGGAAGCAGAAGAAAUCUUGACAUGAUGCAUCAGAAUGGAACAUCAUCGCUGUUGUCUCUCUGCCAUGUGAACAAACACAGAAAAGGAGAGGGAGAUUUCCAUGAUAUUUUGUAUUACAAGUUGUCCUCAUUAUCAAAAAAACUAUUUACAGUGUGUUUACUUAUUUACAUUUAAAAUGUUUUCCCUGCAACAGCCCUUAGAAGCUGCAAUGAGUUUGUUACCCAAUAUACUACAUCAGCAUGUAAUUUCUCGCUUUCAUGCAAAUCAGCAACUUGUCAUGACAUCAGUGGGCAGGGACUAUGGAAAUUAACAUGGAAUGCCAUGUGUAUUUCAAUUUCUAUUAGGCUGUAUUUUUAAGAUGUUGAUUUUAUAUUUUCAUUUUUAUUUCAAUUAUAAAUUUAUAUAAGGAAUCGCAAUUAUCAGCUCUGCAUUAUUCUUCAACAUAUGAUGAAUAAAAUUGUUAAUGAA